Ananas comosus (pineapple) is the source of this 1220-nucleotide messenger RNA. RefSeq lists its product as uncharacterized. Bases 112 to 768 code for a protein of 218 amino acids. NCBI's taxonomy places the organism in Eukaryota, Viridiplantae, Streptophyta, Magnoliopsida, Poales, Bromeliaceae. The transcript has 9 exons. The record is from RefSeq and is a predicted model, not a curated record.
UUCCAGAUUCGUUAAACAAUUCGAGCCGACAAUGUGGACGGUCGAGAUCGCCGAGUCAUCUCUGCGCGUCCUCUCCGUCUCACUCCGCCACUCUCGCCGACCAUCCGGACGAUGUCGUCGGCCCCGGUGCGGUGCUCCGCCCGCUGGAUCUCGUCACCGCAGCUUAACAAUGGCGCCUCUCCCCCGAGCUUCACCUCUAGGGUUUCGCCCUGCGGCAGAGCACGUCGGAGAGUUUCCUCUUUGUGCUCGUUUGUAGCCCCCAUGUGCUGCUCCAAGAAUGAUCAUGGUGAGGCGGAUGCAGGUCAUGUUGGGGAUGCUGAAGUGGUGUCUGUGGAUCCGACUGGUUCGGAGCAGUGUGGUGGCAAACAAUCUAUUCGAUCAUUUUCAUCGAAAGAGUUGCUGCAGAAGUUAAAGAGAUAUGGUACUGCAGGGGUAUUAUCGUAUGGGCUACUUAAUACUGUAUAUUACCUCUCAACUUUUCUCUUGGUCUGGUUUUACUUUGCUCCAGCUCCUGGUAGGAUGGGCUAUGCUGCAGCUGUUGACAGAUUUCUCAAAUUAAUGGCGAUGGUGUGGGCCGGCAGCCAAGUAACCAAAAUCUUACGAGCAGGAGGGGCACUUGCGCUAGCUCCUUUUGUUGACAGAGGAUUGUCAUGGUUCACAGUCAAGUUCAAGUUUGAGUCUGAAACAAAGGCAUUUGCUGCGAUCGUAGGUCUAUGUUUUGGACUGGCCCUUCUCUUGUUCCUGGGGUUGACAUUGCUUUGGGCGUAGACAUUCAAUUAAUAAGGGGAAUCACUUUGAGAUACAUUACGAAUUAAGAAAUUAUUUUGUUGCGUAAAUUUCUCAUGUUUUUGGUAGUAGAUGAUUGUCAAUGUUACAUUAUAUGUAAUGUUCAUUAUAUUGCAACAAAUAUUGUAUUAGUGUCAUUAAACAUCUUCCCAAUUUCAGGUGAGGAAUCUGGAGGUAGAAAUUUAUGCUGUUUUCUAUUUCGGAAAAGCUGACCCAAGGAAGAAAAGAUUGUUUUCAGUAAAUUUAUUAUCAAGCCUAGUAUUAUUUCUGCACCUUUUUGGUUAAACUUCGGGAAUUGUCAAACUUUGAGAAGGUCAUGUAAUUUUGGAAUGAUACCUAUCAUUACAAAUUGUGGUGUACAAAAUCAGUUUGAUAUAACUUGUAUGUAUAAAUUAUUUUAUUAGCUGUUGAUCUCUCAGUAAACCUCAUAUCAA